Anoplophora glabripennis (Asian longhorned beetle) is the source of this 1328-nucleotide messenger RNA. RefSeq lists its product as uncharacterized. Bases 42 to 1289 code for a protein of 415 amino acids. The record is from RefSeq and is a predicted model, not a curated record. NCBI's taxonomy places the organism in Eukaryota, Metazoa, Arthropoda, Insecta, Coleoptera, Cerambycidae. The transcript is spliced from 2 exons.
UAGUAAUCCUCAUUUUAGAUGGAACUAUCGCGCAAUUGGACAUGGAGUUGUGUAAUAUCCUAAGCAAAGCCCAGUGCGAAAAAGUCUUGGAAAAAUACACAGGAAACAGGGAAUUUAGCAUAAAGCGUUAUUGGAUCAAUCCACUACAGUCUCAACUCGAUGGGCUCAUGUGUGAGCAGUACUUCUUGAAGAUACACUACCAAGUCAGAGAUGAAGACAAAACUGUUCAGUUCUUCUUCAAAGUACUCAAUGAGGCAAAUCCGGUCAUGUAUGAAAUAACAAGGAACAUCUACGCUUUCGAAAAGGAAUCUUUUUAUUACGAAACGGUGGUUCCCUUGCUGAAGUCCAAAGGACUUAGUUGUAGUUACGUGCCGAAAAGUUACUUCAGUGAACCUUUUGUUAUUGUUUUGGAAGACGUCGCGCAACGUUCUUUCAAGUGUACUCCGAAGAACAAGCCAUUGGACUUGGAGCAUUGCAAAAAGUGUUUAGAAACUUUAGCAAAAUUCCACGCCGAACCAAUUCUUUACGAACUAGUUACAAGUGACGAGUUAGGAAAGAUUUACAGUUUUAAUGACGAGUUCAGUGAGAUCCUAGAAGACAAAGUGUUUUCAGCAGAAGAAAACGGCGCCACCAGGUUCAUGAAAUGUUCCAUAAAAGGACUCUUCUUCCUUAUAGAUCUAAUCCCCGAGAAUGGUAUCAGUAAAACUGAUUUUAAGACUGCUCUUCAAGCCGUUUUAGACGCCAUAAUGGCUUCACAAGAAAAUUCAACAGGGUUCAGAUCCAGUCUACUCCAUGGCGACUUGUGGUCUAACAACUUCCUUUUCCGGUACGAGAACAACGAAAUUGCUGAUUGCGCCUUGGUCGAUUUCCAAACCUUAAAGUACGGACCUCCUUCGUUGGAUGUCCUCCAGUUUGUCCUUACCAAUACGAGGAAAAGUUUUCGGGAGCAACACCAGGUUGAGUUACUAAAGCAUUACUACCGGUGUUUUAGCUCUUUGCUGAUGGCGCGCGGUUUCCAACCCGAGAAAGUUCUAAGUGAAACUGAGUUUUAUAAAUCUUGCAAAGCUUUCACGGUGCCGGCUAAAAUUCAUUCCGUAGUGGAUAGGUGUAUAACCUUUUUGUCAGACGAUGAUCACCAGGACGCGGCUAAGAGUGAAGAGACUUUCGCAAAUUAUUUAUUUGAAGAUAGAGGAAGGUACAUUGUUAGAGGGUUCGAAGCGAACGAAGCUUACAGGGAGCUGAUGAUAGAGGACGUUACAGAGUUGAGAGACAUGAUUUUUGCUACGUGAUUGGUGGAUGUAUUGUUAUAAAAGAGUGUAGUGCAGCUA